GAGUCGGUGCUGGUGCUGCGGGGUCUAGGGAUUCAGACGCGGAGUUCCAGGGGGUCUUUUUGGGCCGGGUUUUUUGGUUCUGACUACUACUACUACCAAUCCCGGUGGUGGGCAUGGGGUGGAUGGGGAUGGGGACAUCAGACGCGGUUUAUACCGACCGAAAAGAUACGCGACGUGCUCAUCAACGAGGCCUUUCGCGGGUUUGAGGUGCGAUACUACCUUGUUGUGCUGGUCGAGGGCGAGGAGGACGUGGUGGUGCUCUUUCCGCGGCUGCUGCCUAGGCGGAAGAUUGUUGAGGCGGUUUGGAGAGGGGUCAGGGGCUGUUUGUUUGAG
Messenger RNA from Canariomyces notabilis, 333 nucleotides. RefSeq lists its product as uncharacterized. Lineage: Eukaryota; Fungi; Ascomycota; Sordariomycetes; Sordariales; Chaetomiaceae. Gene Ontology annotation, biological process: GPI anchor biosynthetic process. Gene Ontology annotation, cellular component: glycosylphosphatidylinositol-N-acetylglucosaminyltransferase (GPI-GnT) complex. The record is from RefSeq and is a predicted model, not a curated record. The transcript has a single exon. The annotation marks the transcript as partial.